CGCAAGCAACGAUCGAAACGCAGUAGUGUAAGCGUGGCAGUCGGUGGUGGAGGUUAGGUGUGCUGAGUGACGUUUGGCUGGGCCCAAACUUAAUAGUGCUGUUCUUAGUAUAUCUUUCUGUUUUGUGGAGUGGCUUUCUUACGAAGAUGUCAGCAACACGGACAAUUGUUAUACCGUCAUUGUCAAAUUGUAUCGGCAAACUGCCUUCGGUAGUUGCGCCGAGAAACGUUAUAUGUACAAAACCAGAAGAUGCGAUGCUUUUCACAAAUUCUUCUCCAUUGACGUGCAUUAGCACACUUGAAAAAAUUCCACGCAUUCCAACUACCAACAUAAAUGUGGAAGAGAAGAGACAGCCUAGCAGAAAACGAAGACUGGACCACUUAACGCUAGAAGAAAAACUUCAGCGGAAGAAACUGAAAAACAGAGUUGCUGCGCAGACGUCGAGAGACAGAAAAAAGGCUAAAAUGGACGAACUGGAAACAAUAGUGAAAGAACUAAGAGAAAAGACAAACCAGUUGUCAGCACAGUGUGAGAGGUUACUAAGAGAGAAUCAGCGGUUAUCUGAGCAGAAUGAAGAACUGCGUAGACAACAGUGUGGUUGCCAGGCGCUCGGAGUCAGCUGCAGACCUGCAGUUGCUGGACCUGCAGUGUCCACCUCCCCUCUGCCGCAGGGGCAGAGUCUGCAGCUGGCUCAGGGCCUGGGACACCUGAUGACGACGCUUUUCCUGCUCUUCUCGCUGAUAUCUCAGAUGACUACCUUACCCAGCUGGAAGAGUUGGCAAACAGUUUGUUGGGAGAAGGAGAUAGUACAGUGGAUGGAGAGAAGAAAGAUGUCUGCAAGGCAAGGGAAUCGGGGAAAGACAGUUGUGCUGCUGAAGUGGUGGGGCAGACACCAAAAGACAUGGAAACCACUGGAAGAUUACUAAGUAAUCCUAUCCAGUCAUCAGAAACACACAGUCAGUCACACAAAGAACCAUCCCUUGAAUUUGUGAAGAGUGAAGAAGUUGUCAGUGUACCAGAAACAGUGUAUGGCACUUACGAUGAAUCGACUCAGACUGUAACCA
Molecule: messenger RNA, 1064 nt
Organism: Schistocerca cancellata (South American locust)
Lineage: Eukaryota; Metazoa; Arthropoda; Insecta; Orthoptera; Acrididae
Gene: Xbp1
Product: X-box-binding protein 1
Exons: 4
Coding region: 147-926 (259 amino acids)
Cellular component (GO): nucleus
Molecular function (GO): DNA-binding transcription factor activity, RNA polymerase II-specific; RNA polymerase II transcription regulatory region sequence-specific DNA binding
Source: RefSeq, a predicted model, not a curated record